Molecule: messenger RNA, 3109 nt
Organism: Hippocampus comes (tiger tail seahorse)
Lineage: Eukaryota; Metazoa; Chordata; Actinopteri; Syngnathiformes; Syngnathidae
Gene: kpna5
Product: karyopherin alpha 5 (importin alpha 6)
Exons: 14
Coding region: 140-1750 (536 amino acids)
Biological process (GO): protein import into nucleus
Cellular component (GO): cytoplasm
Molecular function (GO): nuclear import signal receptor activity; protein binding
Source: RefSeq, a predicted model, not a curated record
UUUUCUGGGAAAGUUAUCACUAGGACGCCAUUUUCCUCUACCGACAGGGUUGGGAGAUUUGUAAGAAUUGGAGUUUUUAAACAGCUGCAACGUUUUCAAGGCCGUCAAAUCUUGAGUGGGCAUCUUGCCUCUUCAGACCAUGGCGAGUCCAGGGAAAGAUAGCUACAGGAUGAAGAGCUACAAGAACAAAGCCCUGAAUCCUCAAGAGAUGCGUCGAAGGAGAGAGGAAGAAGGAAUCCAACUGCGCAAACAGAAACGAGAGGAGCAGCUGUUUAAGAGGAGAAACGUAUGUACACCGGCAGGUGAUGAAUCAAUGUUGGAAUGUCCAAUCCAGGAUCCAGACAUCAGCUCAACAGUACCUGUUGCCAGUGAUGGAUUCAUAACACCUGAUAUGAUUCAGAUGAUCUUCUCUGAAGAGCCAAAUCAUCAGCUGAUUGCUACACAAAAAUUCAGAAAACUACUUUCCAAAGAGCCCAACCCACCCAUAGAUGAGGUUAUUGCUACUCCUGGAGUUGUGAAUCAGUUUGUUGAGUUCCUGAAGAGGAGUGAAAACUGCACAUUGCAGUUUGAGGCAGCCUGGGCUUUAACCAAUAUUGCCUCAGGCACCUUCCAGCACACCAAGGUUGUGAUUGAAACAGGAGCUGUGCCUAUUUUCAUCGAGCUGCUGAAUUCCGAGUACGAAGAUGUACAAGAACAGGCUGUGUGGGCGCUGGGCAACAUUGCUGGAGAUAAUGCAGAGUGCAGGAACUACGUACUCAACUGUGGCAUCCUGCCUUCACUACAGCAGCUACUUGCAAAAUCCAAUCGGCUCACAACAACUCGAAAUGCAGUUUGGGCUCUGUCCAACUUGUGCCGUGGGAAAAACCCGCCACCAGAUUUUUCCAAGGUGUCGCCGUGCCUUAGUGUGCUGUCCAGACUUCUUUUUAGCAGUGAUCCAGACGUCCUCGCUGAUGCUUGCUGGGCCCUGUCCUACUUGUCUGACGGUCCCAAUGAGAAGAUCCAGACAGUCAUUGACUCUGGGGUCUGCCGCAGGCUGGUAGAGCUGCUCAUGCACAGCGACUACAAGGUCGUUUCUCCUGCUUUACGGGCAGUGGGCAACAUUGUUACAGGAGAUGACAUUCAAACGCAGGUGAUCUUGAACUGUGCAGCGCUGCCUUGUUUACUACAUUUGCUCAGCAGUCCCAAGGAAUCUAUCAAAAAGGAGGCCUGCUGGACUGUGUCGAAUAUCACGGCUGGAAACAGAGCUCAGAUUCAAAGUGUGAUUGAUGCCAACAUCUUCCCGAUACUGAUUGAGAUUCUUCAGAAGGCAGAGUUCCGCACAAGGAAGGAGGCAGCGUGGGCUAUAACCAAUGCCACCUCGGGCGGCACUCCUGCACAGAUCAGGUACCUGGUUUCUCUGAGUACUAUCAAGCCCAUGUGUGACCUUCUCACCGUGAUGGACUCUAAGAUCGUGCAGGUCUCUCUGAAUGGUCUGGAGAACAUCCUCCGACUGGGAGAACAGGAGGCCAAAAAGAAUGGAACAGGCAUCAAUCCUUACUGUGCGCUUAUCGAGGAGGCUUACGGCUUGGACAAGAUUGAAUUCCUGCAGAGUCAUGAGAACCAGGAGAUCUACCAGAAGGCCUUUGACCUGAUCGAGCACUACUUCGGUGUGGAUGAGGAAGACGCCAGCUUGGCACCACAGGUGGACCAGGGUCAGGGCCAGUUCAUCUUUCAACAGCAGGAAGGACCCAUGGAGGGUUUCCAGCUCUAACAUUCCCCCCCUUUGCCGCUUCAUCAUUUUCUUGAUGUCAAGGAUCUCGCUAUCUGACAAACUGGGUCCUGAUCUAGUCUCUCCAGGGGUGGCUCCACCAGCCCCCCCCCCCCGCCCCCCAAGACCAUCCACAUCCUCCAGGCCUUCAAAAAACAAACAUCUCUGAAAUGACGUCGAGAUGUGUGAAUACUGAGGUAAAUAUGAGAGCAUUAGGCCCAUCGAUGCUUCCCCGACACAGGCGAGCUUGUAAGGGGUGGUCGUACCUGCACUAAGGGGGGGGGGAAAGCAUCCUGUUUUGAUAUAGUAUAUCUUUUGGUUUCCUUUGAUCGGUCAUGAUUGGAAACCAGUCUAACAAUUCACAUUCAUCUCCGUAUUGAAAUGUGAAUUUACAGACCUCUUUAGUCCUCAGAUGGGGUGGUAAAAUCCUUCAAUCAUCAGGGAGGAUUUUACUCUGUUCUGGUCAAAUUUUGAAGGGGUGCCUGUCUGAAGACUAAACGGGUACUGGAUGUAAAUACAGUGCAACUAUUAAGUCCUCAGAGCCCCCCUUCCUCUUGAUAGACAACUGGGUGGGUUCUGUUCUUAUUUAUUUACUGUACAUUGCGUGAGGGCUGAGUAGAUCCCAUUCAAGGAUUGUAGCCUAAACUAGCGAUGUAAUUGUGAAAUGAUUAAGGAGGAUUGAUUUGGAGGGCCUUGUGUAUCCUACAUACGUGUUAGAGUGUUUAAAUGGCAGUGGGAUGUCAGUGUAUGAAGGUGUAGUGUUUACAGUCAUGACUGCUUUUCCUUGAUACCUCAAUAAUUAGGAAGAGGUUCAUCUACUCUGAACUUGUAUGCUUUUUUUCUUUUUUUUUUUGCUUUGUAUUGGGACAUGGGUGGUUGAAGUUGUGUAACAGAAGCACAGUGUUAGGGUUUUUUUUUCUAUGUGAUCCCUCAACCAUACAUUUACCAUAUUUCUUGCACAUAAAUGCACAAUUGAUUACUGCAAUGUUAAUUGGUGGACAACAAGAAAUGAUCUAUAUUUACAUGGAAAUAUUUGUAAUGCAGAAGUUAUUUCAUCUAGCACAUUCAACAGUGUAUAGUUUUCUAAUAUUUCUGGUUUGUAUGAUCUUAUAUCAUUUUUUUAGGUUUUAUCAGUACAUUUCAUAUUUGAGAAUUCUGUUGCGGUGUUGUGGCUCUCAGUAGAAAUCCAGAUAGACCUGCAGUAGUCUAUGUACAGGUGAGACAUAUCCUACAGCCAAACUUUGAGACUUUGAUUUCGGACAAGUCUGGAAGUGAAGCUGUAUUAUGUUGCUGGCAAUGCCUGUGUCUGGAAUACACACCUGAUAUUGUCUGGCAAAAACUAAUAAAUGGACCCGUUGGAUA